UCCCCAUCCCCCACAUAUUAUUUUAAUUCUAGUUACUUUGCAAUUGCAUCUUUGCAUCUGAAUACUUAAAAUAGAAACAAGCAAAAAGGGGGCGAAAAAGCUCGCGAUGCAAGCUCGCCGUUCUGCAAAGAGGUCGAUUUUGGGCAGCCGGGUUUGCGCUCCGAGUCCGGCCGGGAAUGGGCAGCUCAUCCCCGGGGUGAUCCAGGCGCUCAAAUGCCAAAGCAAGGAGUCCGGGGGGCGGUGCAACUUCUACACGGUGAUGCUGGAAGAUGGGACCCUGAGGGAAUACCCGGAGGAGGAGAUUGUGGUGGUGGGACCCGGCUUCCACAACCACGGCAACAAAGUGCAGCUGAAAUGCAGAGAAAAGCUGAAUUGCAAUGGCCGAGACACAUCAUCAGUUGUGCCAUUGCAUGAUCAAAGCCAUACUGAGAGCCAACAGAAGGUUUUGGAGCAGCAGCUACCCCUAGUGAGGAAGAUUGAAGCUAUGAAAAUACUGGAAACUAAAAAGAUCAGCUGGGGUCAGGAUCACGAGAAGGAUUACAUGCGCCCUGUUGCCGUUGUUUCAGAUCAGAAAAGAAAAGUUGUUUCUUCAAACAUCGAUGUGCCCUGUGCAAGGAAGUUCUCAGAGGAAGGGGAUAUGGACAAAGUAACAGCAGCUAUGGUCCUGACUAGCCUAUCCACCAGUCCACUGGUCCGCAGCCCUCCCUCUGUAGUCCGUGUAGCAGAUCAAAACGGUUCUUGGAAGGAGGGAGCUAACAUGUCAUCAAGCUACAGCAGCAGUGGCAACUGGAGCUGGGGGGUCCCCAGUGAUCAGUCAAAUCCAUCUACCCCAUCGCCACCCUUAUUGGCCGACAGCUUCAAACCUUUCCGUGCAGCUAUCCAGCCGGAUGACAGCAUUGAUGAGGCGGAAUCCAGUAACCUGUUGUUUGAUGAGCCUAUACCAAGGAAAAGAAAGAACUCUAUGAAAGUUAUGUUCAAGUGUUUGUGGAAGAAUUGUGGAAAGGUGCUCAGCACUUCUGCAGGGAUCCAGAAGCAUAUUCGUACCAUCCAUUUGGGACGCAAUGUAGAUUCAGAUUGCAGUGAUGGUGAAGAAGACUUCUACUACCAAGAGAUUAAACUGAACACUGAUUCUGUAGCCGAGGGUUUGGGUAGCCUUUCUCCAGUGUCACCAUCUGUGGCCUCACCACCUACACUUUCCAGCUCGGAUGCAGGACGAUCUGACACCAACGUCACAAGAACUGAGACCAAACCUACCACUCCACUGAGUCGGUCGGCACCAACGUGCCUCUACCUCAUCCACACUGACCAUGCUUAUCAGGCCACAGCACCUGUCAACAUUCCUGGAUCAAAGUUUACUCCUACCAGCAAUGGAUUCAGCAUCUCUUGGCAAUCUCCACCAGUUACCUUCACAGGCAUGCCAGUUUCACCAACCCAUAGCCAACCCGUGGGUAUUGGAGAGCAGCGCCAGCAGCCCCUCACUUCACUCUCCUCUCCACCCAGACCUGUGGUUGGAGCAAGAAAAACCCGUGGGGAAGGAAAGAAAUGCCGGAAAGUGUAUGGUAUGGAAAACCGAGAUAUGUGGUGUACUGCCUGCCGCUGGAAGAAAGCUUGCCAGAGGUUUAUUGAUUAAAGGCGAGUUGUGAAGGGCCUCUUAAGAAGAUUCUUUGGGCAGCUACUAUGUACGUUUUUGAAGCACUUAACUUUUUCUAAAUAAAUUUGUAACUGUAGCAACACUCCUAUCCAACAAGAUGCACUUAGAAGAAGCCUGUAUAGAACUGAGCAGCAAACAGAUUAUUCAGAUGUCAGUGAUAAAAGACAUAUUACAUGGAAAUCUCUUUCUGUGAGAGCUGGAGUAGAGUGAUGAAGAAAUUCCGAAGCAAAUGAUUCUGCAUUGUUUUGGAACAUCGUCUGACAGGAAAAUGAAGUAUAUUGUGUUAAGAUUUUAUACUUUAGUCAUGGAGGUUUUUCAGCAAACCUGAUGCCUGUGAACACAGUGUCAACGUAAGGAACUCUGUAAUGAAACGCUCGUGUGGUUUAUCUUUUUGGUGUGACUUCAAUGUUCUUCUGAGCAGUAUAAGCUAUCUUUACUAAUCAUUUACAUUUAACUACAGCAAAAUCACUAAGUGAAAUACUGCAUAUUGUUAAGAUAUUACAACAGUAUGUGUCUUAUUUUCUUCAAGGUUGAGGGACGGAAGAUCAGGGUCACAUAAAAGGAGAGUGAAAUAGUUUCUUUCCAGAUCUGUGAUAAACUUCCACAAAAACAAAAUUGAUUGCAUUGCAACAUUAAGAAAACACCAGCCCGGCUCAACAGGAACCUUUGUUUCUUAAAAAAAAGUAAUGAACAGUUACAUAACUUUGCAUUAAAAACUAGUGGACUCUUUAGGGAUGUGCAUUGAACUGGAUCAAUGAACAAGGACAGUGUAAUUGAAUUGAUGCCAGUUUUGCUUAACAUUAACACUGGGGUACAUUAAGGACAGCAGUUUUUUUAAUGUCAUUUUAGCUGCAGUUCCCUACUACCUUGUAAAUUCUGUCCAAUACUGAAAAGGACUGUUAAUCAAAAACACAUCCUUGGUGAUCUGAUGCUAGAAAUGCUUUAUAGCUCAACUAACAGGCAUUGCACUUAACACAGGGUGAGUCAAAGGGGUAAACGUUCAUUGUAGGUAGUAAAUUGACAAAAUGGAUUGUUCACCCAUUGUAGAACAUGCCUGAAAUCAAUGGGGUGAAAAUCGGGUAGAUUCUACAAUGCAAUCCACUCCAUUUGAUUACUAUCCAGACAGUGAAGGUGAAAAUUACUCUGAAAGUGUGGGCAAUUCCCUAGGAUAAUAAGACUGGUCAGAGAAAAAAUUAUGCCGUCCACUAAUAGUGUAGUAAUUUUGUUAAAGUGUUCACAGCUUCUAUUCAAACCAAAUAGUAUAUUAACCUCUUAGAGAACAACUGAAAGCAGGCUCUGACUGUGUGGGAAAUUGAACCUAGUAUAAGCCACUUUUCAUUAUGUCCAGUUAAAUAAAGCUGCCAUUGCAAGAAAUUCCAGACAGUUUAACUAGUUUAUUUGUAAACUGGGAUAACACCAUGAGCAGAAUUCCCCAAAUUGAUCUUAAUAGAUAUUGUGAAAACAAAUUGUACCACUGAAGAAGUUUUUCAAACAAUUUUUGAAAGAUUUGGAUAUCCGCAAAUGGCUCUAAAAUAAAAUUCAGUGAUGAUAAUCCUAACGUAAUGUGCAUUUCUCUUAAAAUAUUAAAUAGAACUAUGCUUUAAAAUAAAAUCUUUGUCAAAAAUAGUCAAAAAAACCAUUUAGGAGUCAUAGUUGGCGAAUCAUUGAAGCCAUCUUUGUCAUAUAAAACAGCAUUUAUUGUGGCAAACUAAAAUUCAAAUAUAAAGUUGAAAUUGUUAAUGAAGGUUAUAUUCACCUUUUGUUAAUUGGAUUGCAUUUAAAUUUUCUAAUCCAUGUACCUCCAGAAAAAGUGGAGAGAAGAACAAAAAUGAUUAUUCACAAACUGAGGUAAUUGUAUUCUGCGUGCAGGACAAUGGAGGCCAGAUUCUUCUCCCAGAAGAAAAAAAUGUUUGCAGAAGGAAUGUUUAGAAGAAAGUUGGAACCUGAAAAGAUUAUUGAGCUUAUGCCUAUCAUUGAGGCCCACUCUCAGGACUUUCAUUUAAUUGGCCUUGUCCAUUGCUCUUUACUCGUUGCUGAAACAGGAACUUGUCUGUCAUCUGUUUGAUUGCUACACUUCGGUGACAUUUAUUAGGGGUCAUUUCAUUUUUGGCCGUGUUAGAAAACUGGCAAUAGUAGUUCAAAUGCCCUAUAAAUCCAUCUCAGAUUGAUGUGAUUGAAAUCAGGAAUGCAGAGGUGUGAGUGUUCAUGAGUACUACUCCAUAGUGCCAUGUGUUGGCCGCCUGUAACAAUUCCUAAUCAAGUCUCUCCCCUUUGAUUCACAGAUUACUACUGAAGUUGGCUCACUGUCCCAUAAGUUCAUUUUUUUUCAACAAAUCACUUAUUAGCUUGAAAAACUAUUGUAGCCAUACUUUCAGAACACAUGGCGUCUAAUAGGACUAACCGAAAAGCAGAUUUAUUUUGUUUCUUUCUAUCCAGGAUAAUGUUGUCAAUUAUUCUACUCCUUUAAACAUUUUAGAUCCCAUUCUCAUAAAAUUUCUGAACUAUUGACUUUUUCUGGAGAUCUUGUUAAACCUGUAUUCUUCACUUUUCCAUUUCAUACAUGAUACUGAAGCUUCAAUAUUUGUUCCUUGUAUUAAUAAGUUAAUUUAUUCUUUUAACUUUUCUUGCUAGCACUGAUUAAUUUACUGAUUUUUGCACCUACAGUUCUCAAAUGUUUCAAUUCCUUCAUAAGUAUUUUUUCUGUCCUUGUAUAUGUUUCUUACUCCCCAGUUAAUGCUCUUUCACUUUCUUUUCUCUCCAUUUUAAACUUUUCUCAAGUAUAUUAAUCAUACCUAGCCCCGUUUUCUAUCCGGAAAUCUGCCCAUUUAAAAGUAGUUCUCCAAAACCUAUUCCAGACUUUAAUAAACUCCAUUCCCUAUUCUUUACACAAUGUCUUCAAAUACAAGUUUAAUAUAUCCUGCUCAACUUUACAGUAUUGCUUGUCAAUACUAAAGGGCCACAGUCAUUUUUAAUUUACCUGAUCAUUGUCAUUUAAAAUUGUGAAAUGGAUACAAUGGCAAUUUUAUGGUUCAAAAAGUGAAAAGGAUCUGAAAUUUUGGAUAUGUUUUGCUAUAUCAAUGGAUUACUGACAUACAAAAUUAAACCACCUUGGAGAAGAUUAUAGUAUAGUGAGUUAAAGGCAUUUUCUUCGAGCUGCUCAGGGUCAAUUGUCCCAACUUCAUUCUAAGUGUGGUGGAAAUCCCAUUUACAAAGCAGUUUCAAGAAAAUUCUCAGCUCGGUUACUUAGCUUUUGAUUUAUUCUUGUCAUUGAGGAGUGAUAAUGUAGCUGAUGUCUUGAUGUAGACAGGGAUUCUUUUUCUAGUAUUUAAUUUGCUAGGCAGGAAUAUUUUUAAAGGUUUUUCAUCUUCCAAAUUUAUUAAUUUUGUUUGUACAAUCAUCAAAGAAAAGUUAUUUCUAAUUUCACUGCAGUCAUAGAAAUAUUUGCAACAUGAAUUUUUGCUUAUAAGACCAUUUUUCAUUAACAUGGUACAAUGUUGAUGGACAUGUUUAUUUUUUAAAAUCAGUUUGAACUACAUACAGCUUCUGAUGCCAGCAGCAUUACUUAGAAGGCAAAUGAAAAUGUGAAGUGGUUUUUGAUCACCCACCAUUAUUAGGGUGAUUUCUUGCCCUUUAACCACAAUGUUUCUGUAAAGAGCAGUGUCCAUUUUUUUAAAAAAAUAAUUUUUUGGAAUAAUAAAAAAAGUACAAUUUGUUCAAGAAAUAUAUUUUGUAAAAAAAAAAGGUUAUAUAUUACAAAAUAUAGAUUUGGGGACUAAGGCCCCUUAAAUUGUUGAUUGUGCAUUAUGGCAUUGUUUGUAAUUACAUGAUGGAAUCAUUCAUUACUGAAUAUGCAUGAUAUAGCCACCAGUAACAAUUCUGGCAGCCUUUUUUGCACUGCUAAACCAAAUGUGACAAUAUUUCUGAAUGAUGCACUUAAGGACAUAAGAAAGUAGGUAGCGCCUAAAUUUAUUAAACAUUCUAGAGUUUGGUGAACAUUUUUUGGAAAAAAACAAAUGUCAGGAUGUUUGCACAUCCCUACUUUUUCCUUAUAUAUAGAUAUAUAUGUGUGUGUAUAUAAAAUGCCUAUUGUGAAUGUAUUGUGAACAUUCCUCGUGUUUUCCUUUGUGGUUGCCCCGGGGCACUUUUUUCCCAAAUUACAAGAAUGCUCUUAUUCUCUAAUGAGCCAGUGGUGCUGCUGCAUUUUAUUGUGUUUAGUCUAAUUGUGCUAUUGUACUGUGAGCUAGAAACCAUCUAAAGUACAAGGUGCUACAUUCUCCAGGGUGUUAAAAUGAACCAAAGUCAUGCUUUUAGUUUUCUUGUCUAGCAGAUGCGUCAGUAAUUGCCUCCCAGCCAAAAAGAAAUAUUUUUACAUAGUGUUAUAUAGCAGUUACAGCACAAACUUUCGGCUCAACAAGUCCAUGCUCGGCUCAACAGUCCCAUGCCAGGAUCAACAUGAACUCCGAACUUACUUCUCACCCUACAGACAUAUCCUUCUACUCCUUUCUCCCUCAGGUACAUAUCCAGCUUCCCCUUAAGUGCAUCUGUGCUAUUCACCUCAGCAACACCACAUAGAAGCUCAUUUCAUACUCGGGCCACCCUUUAAGUAGAUAUUUUAGUUUUUGAUGGUUUUUAUAGCCUAAAUAUUAAGACUUAAAAUUCUAAUAUCCCAACUGCAAGAUAGUUCAAACCAUCUGGGAAACACUGAUAAUUCAGCAAUGGUAAGUUUCACUAAGAAUUAUAGCUAUGUCGCAAGGGCAGUUUUAUGAUUCACAGUAAUACUGUGCUGAAGAUGAUGAAACCUUCUUUCAUUUUCAUAGAAACCACAUAGCCAUGGAGGGUAUGGAAGAAGCUAGAGUUUUCCAUAGAAAUUCAGGCCAGUUCGCUAUGUAGACUUAUGGGUUAACAGCAGAGAUACAACCAUUUGGUUGUUUCUCCCAAAACCUAAACUGUUCAUCUCCAGUUGAUGUCUUGUCAUAGACUACUAUGUUAAGGAAAAGUAAAUAUUAAACAAUUGAGUUGGAAGCAGGUAAUUUUAUCUUAGUUCUUUGAUUUUUCAAAACUAAGUUAGCUUUGUUUCACUAAUUUAAUCUGUGCAGUCUUUUUAAAAUUGUGCAUUUUGUUAUUUAUAAAUGCUAAAAUAUUAGAGUAUAUUAUACUUCCAAAAAUAGAUUGAAAUAUAUCAAAAACCUCACAUCGUAGGUGUUUUCCAGUGAUAUCCAAGCAGUUGUGUUAUUUUAGCCCCUUUUCAGGUGCUACAAAUGGUUGCCUCAGCUAUUAAGGAAAAAUGUCUGUCUUCUUGAUCCUCUGAAAUCACAUAUAUAACAGUCAAUACAUUGUCAUAAAACGUACUUCGUUUGUACUUCGUGAUGAAUUAACGUGCGUAUUCAUUUUAAAGACCAAUUCAUUUUUCUGGGCAAAGAAAAGCUGGAUUUAACACUUCAUAUCCAAAAUAGUGCUCAACAGUGUUAUCACAAUAGUACUCACUUUUAUUUGUUCUCCCAUGAGCAUCCUAUGCUUUCCCCCAAAUGGUGUCAUUAUUCAAUUCAUACAAUUUGUCAUUGCUACACUACAUCCUCACCACCCAGUCUAAUCACACUAAGAGUCCAUACUACACCCAACUCUUUGUUAGUCCUGUUCUAUGCCCUUCCUACCCAGUUCAAAAAAUUGCUGUUAUUCCCAUGUUCCACCAUUAUUGUUCCUCUUUGUACAUCACCAUAUCUCUCCUAUUGCUAUGCUACCAAGUAUGCCAGUUACUAAUAUAGCAUUGAAAUAUUGCCAAGUACAGAGUUUAUUCUUAUAGCCACUGAUCUUUUCCUGCAGAAGAUUUUUCUGCUCAUUAUUCUUCCCUUUCAGGCAGAAAAAUCUUACAUCAGUAGAAUUUUACACAGUUGCACAGUCCCUGUAUUAAAAUAAGGAACUCUAAAAACUAUGAUGAACUUAAGUUAAAUAAACUUUUUAAAUUUUGAACUGGAAUGCUAAAGUUUACUGAAAGAUUUCUACAUAUCGUACAUCGGGGAUUAGUGUUUGGAUUUAUCUGAAUUUUAAAAUUACCUAAAAGUAUCUGAAUUAAAUCCAAUUGUAUUAGAAAUUCAAAUUCUAUCCUUCUUGCCUUUGCACUAUGAAAGGAUGUUUUAUCCUGAAAAACAGCAAAUUAAUUUUAAUAUGUAUCUGGGUUGGAGAUUUGCCAGCUUGAUUCACUGUGGAAUUGUUUUGCAUCUGUUAGACAAGAUUUCUAAUAGUCUGGCUGAGAAGUGACUUAAUACAUGUUCUCUGAAGAAAUAACUAUUUACAAAUACAAAUAUCAUCAGGUGAUUCCCUGGUGCUGAUAAACACAAACUGCAGUUACCACAGGCAGCACAGGCAAAACAGUUUUUAAAGAAGAAGUGACUAUGUCAAAUGUUAUUCAUAAACUUUUGUACAAGUGUUUUUCAAGUUAUUGGGUUUUCUUUUGUACCAAAGGACAUUGUCAUUGCCAAUAUGUAGAACAACAUUACUUGUUAGAAAGAAAAUGAAAAAAACCUCAGGAUUGCUGUUUUCACAGGUUUGUUAUAUGGCAGAGAAUGUUGGGCAGAAAUUUUUUCAAGCCAUAACCAACAUUCUUAUGUUUGGAAUAGAAAGACUUAUCUCAGGAGAACAGGCGCAGUAUCAUUGUCUGUUAUUUUAAGAGGUUUAAAUGCACUACAACUGCACAUCAGAAUUUCCAGUGAAGAGAUCUGUCAACAAUUUGAAAUUUUUAAGCAUCUUCACAUUAAACUGCAAAAAUCGUUGAAAACAGAAAAGGGCAUUUUGGCCCAACAAGGCUGCUGUAUUUUCAUUAACAUCAGUUUCACCCUCUUGCCAUCUGAUAAAAUUCCUUCCUUACUCAUUUAGAUAAUUUGCUUUCGUGGAGUUACUUAGUGAUUUAUUUCAUAUGUUGAUUAUCCUUUGUGAAAUGUUUUGAACCUUUCACCAAUUGAAGCACCCUUUAUGACCAAUGGCAAGACCAAAGUUGUAACAGGAAUGUGCAGUUGUUGCAUGUGCAAAAAUCCGUCUUUUAAAAUGGUUGAUUGAAUGUAAAAAAAACUCUAAGCUAUGCAUCUUGUAUUGUUGUCUGUGACACUGAAGUCUGAUUAUACAAAUGAUGAGUAAAGCAUUCCUCUGUACAAUCUGUCUGAUUGCCAAACAUACCAGUAACUAUUGAUGUUAUCUGCUUAAGGUGUAAACUUUAUCAGGUUUUAAACAUUACUCUCUAAUUGCCCUGCUGUCUUUUUUGGGGGGAAAAAAUAACAGUAGAGCAGUGUUAUUAUAAGGAGCAGUGUUAUAUAAAGUAUUAUGUUGCUAAUGAACAAUCAGUGGUUUGGUUAACCUGAGGCUUGUGGCUACAUUCUCUUUCUCUCAAUAGAGGAAGUCUGCAGCUUUAAUUAAUUUGGCAACACAUUCUGAGCAAGUUCAGAAUAUUUGCUUUCUUUAACAAAAAUUAUAAACCAGACAAUAGUGUGGUAAUUUACUUUUCUCAAUAAAACAAUCACUGAGCAUAUUCAAAAUAGUGAUAGAUAUGAAUAUCCCAAAUUCUUUUGAAGGUGUUUCAAUCCUACACUCACAGGGUGGAAAUCUUCCCGGUCCGAGGGUGGGGUGGGCAUGUAGGCGGGGCCAGGAGGAAAGUCAGAAAUAUUAAUGUUGGGUCAACAAGCCAAUGCAUUCCUGCCUCCGGGUGAUCUUCCUGGAGGUGGGUUGUCACUGAGAUAGGUUGUGGCUGAGGCUACCUAUCCUGCAGCUUGAGAUAGGAAAUCUGCAUAAUUAACUGCUCAUUUGUGGAUCUUCCUGCCAGCAGAGGAGUUUCCUACUGAGGGCCAAGCCUGGCAGGUAGAGGUGGUUUGUCAACACCUGGCAUGGGGGCUGGGGGUGCAUCCUGUUCUAACACCAUCCCCAACCCAAGGCUACAGGUAUAAUAGGCCCACAACUGUGGCCGUUGGCCAUCCUGUGGAGGGAAAUAGCCUCGCAGCUGCGGCCACCAUUUAUUUUAUUAAAGUAAAUAACUCUUCAGAGAGACACUCAAGGUGUAGGCACCUUCCCAGUCCCAGUAGUGCAGUGGCAGUGCCCACCUACUGUCUCUUGCUGCUUCAAUUUCAUGGGCUUCAUCUUUAACAAACAGCCUUUUAUAAAAUGCCUUCUGGAAGCCUAAAUAACUAACAUCCAUAGAUACUCCCUAUCCAGCACUUUAGUCACCUCUUGAAAAAAGUCAAUCAAGUUCAUCAGGCAUGACCUACCCUUUACAAAACAAUGCUUCUUCUCUAAUCAGCUGAAAAUUUUCAAGGUGUACAGCUAGCCUAUCCACAUAGACCCCAGUUAGUCUAUAACAACAGCUGUAGACUUACUGGUCAAAAAUUUCCUAGUUUUCUUUUAAGCUUUCUUUUAAAAACAGUGACACGCACAAUUUACCAAUCUAAAGGAACAGUUCCCAAAUCAAGAGAAAUCUGGAAGAUUAUAGUUAGUGCAUCUGCAGUGUCCUCACCAAUUUAUUUUAAAAUCCUAAAACAGAAACCAUUUGGAUCUGAGGGAUUUGUCACUGCUUUGUGCCAUUAUUUUCUUCAUUACUAUUAUGGCAGGUGGAUGGGAGAUGCCAAGCUGCCCAAAUCCCUGAGGGAAACUUGAAGCAACUGCCACAGCUAUUUGCAAUUUGUACUUAUUUCGAGACGCAGGCUUUGAAGCCAGUAAAAAGGCCACCAGGUCUCAUAGGUUUAUUACAAAACUAAAUUAAACCUUUAUUAAUAGAAGAAAUUAUUUUAAGCACAUAUAUAGAACUACAAAUUACUACCAUAACUCCUAAAUCCCCUAAUUAAUCUAACUCCCAGUUACACCUCCAUUAAGGCAAUGGUAAAACACAUUGAUUUUAUAAGACCCAGGCAAAGUAACACAAUACCCUGAACAGUCACAUUCAAAGUAAGUUAUCUUAACUCCAGUUCUGCAAACGGCUUUUGGGCACAGAGGCUGGUGGCUUUGCUUAAUUAAUUUUGUUGAGUCCCUGUCCCUGAUUCAGUAUUAGUUUCCUUGGGAUUUCUAGCAUACUGACCUUUUCUUCCAAUGCAAAGUAGUUAAUUGCAGCAUAUAUCAGAUGUUCACCCUUCUUUAAUUGGUAGCUGAUACUAUUUGAAUAAUAUUGAUAUUAACUUAUAUAGAGUACAUUAAAUAUUUCUACAUCCGUAACUAUUUUCUUUUUAAUCUUGCAUCUAGAAAUCUCUUCAUCACUGCCUGUUCACCCUUGUACUAUUAUACCAAACAGCUUUUAACAAGCAAAGUGAGUGUAUAUCUAAGGCCCAAUGAAAAGGGUUAACUGACCCAAACUUUUGUGAAGUAAAUGAAGUGACAUUUGUAUCAGCUGUAAGGAUGUAGCAACAUAUGGGGCUUUUCUCCUAAUUUCCUUGACAAUUUAAGAAAAUAGCCACAGGGGAAGGUGGCCUCAGCAGACAGUGGGUAGAAAAAUCAGAGGAUAUCAAUCCAUGCUGAUGAGACUAAAAAAGGGUACCUAAAAAACUUGGGUGGCUCCGUGGUUUUAAAUGUUGCACUAAGCAGAUUGCAAGGGCAAUUAAUGUAUUAAUUAAGCCAGGGUAGUGAUGAAGGCAUAAUUAGUUUCAGUGCACCUGAGCAAGGAAAGGGAAAAUUGGCCACAGCCUUAGUUUUGAGCACUUUCUACAUGAAGCUUUCAUGUUCUGGCACACUUAUUGAAUAAAAUGAGUAUUGAGUUGUUACGCAUUGGUUAUCCUCAAUAUCAGUAAAGUGGUUCAUCCUAAUUUCCAAAUUAAGUCUUUGGAUUGUUCAAUAAAGUCAUCAUGGCUCCAAUCUCGUGGCAGCUGGCCUUACAAUUAGCAUUUAUCUUGAUUAUGUAGUGCCAUCAACUUUUACUGGAAAAUAAAAAUAUUGUGUUCCCUAAAUGCUCUGUGGCUAACAUGUGGCUGUCCAAUAGAACUCUUCUUCAUUUGUUAUUUCUUUUGCCAUGGGCUCCCAUUAUUCACCAUUUCCUAUUCUUUUCCCCUGAAAGUAAUUUAACUGAAAGGAGAUGGGGGCUAACUGAAGUCUUCUUGAACUGCAGACAUUUUGAUGGGUUUUUUUAAUAUUAGGGACUCAUCUCUGGUAUCCAUCUUAAUUAUGGCCAUAAGAAGUCUACCAUCUUAGCUGUUUUCAUUCUAUCUGAGAAACCCACCACUGGAAGAAUGAAUGUGCAGUUAAAAUAUUAAUUAUCAAUUUUAUUAUCUAUACACAGAAUAAUAAAGUAUUAGGAAAAAAGCACCUUGCAAGAAAGACCAUUGAUAAAGAUUUCACCUUAACAUUAGCAUUCAGAGACUGAAGAUAGCAACUCCUGUUUUUCACUGAUUUAUGAAGUUAGAAACUCACAAAUUUCUAAAUGAUAUUCAUGUUGACUGUUAAAUGAUUGAGGGAAAUUUCUGUACUACUUAUUAAAAGACUGUAUAUAUUAAAGGCUUUAACUGUUUGAUGUGAUGCUUUGUUUUACCAUUGUCAGUUUCCAUGUAUUAUGGAGACAAUUAAACCGCUGUGCUGUCAGUGUCUGCGUCAGACUAACUGUACGUUCCAGUGGGAUUUUAGGGCUCAUCUGGCCUGGCUCAGCAGUUCUGUCCAGGCCAGUAUUUUUUGGGAUAUUGAAAGGAUUGUGCAUUUUUAAUUCCUGGAAGAGUUAAUCGGGCUACUGACACAUAUGAACCUCUUCAUACAGUAGUUAAGAGAGCAACUCAAGUUAACUGAAGGUUGACUGGAGCUGAAAAACUGGCAAUUCAGGUAUUAUACAUGACAGAUUUAAACAUUAAGAUCUCCUAAUUGGGUAAUUUUUGCCUAAUAAGGGUAAAUAGCUAUUUUGGUCACUGUGAUUUCUGAAGUUUGUUAGAUUUGCAGUUGCUAAUGUCGAAGUUUGUACACUCCAGGCCUAAAUACUAAUGUUCCCUGGCCCAUGUUGGGUAUUUUAAAAGAUAUAAAAGUCUUUAUCUUUGAAGAGCCUAAACUAAUCCAGAGCCAGGGGUGAAAAGAACAAUUGAAUGCACUGGUUAAUCACAAGAAUGACCAUUGCGUGUUUGUAAAUAUGUAUUAUGUAAUAAAAAUCUCAGUAUGCAA
This is a messenger RNA of Carcharodon carcharias (great white shark), 12748 nucleotides long. It is a transcript of the gene znf704, whose product is annotated as zinc finger protein 704. NCBI's taxonomy places the organism in Eukaryota, Metazoa, Chordata, Chondrichthyes, Lamniformes, Lamnidae. The transcript is spliced from 9 exons. The coding region runs from base 107 to 1630 and encodes 507 amino acids. The record is from RefSeq and is a predicted model, not a curated record. Gene Ontology annotation, molecular function: DNA-binding transcription factor activity; RNA polymerase II cis-regulatory region sequence-specific DNA binding. Gene Ontology annotation, biological process: regulation of transcription by RNA polymerase II. Gene Ontology annotation, cellular component: nucleus.